Arabidopsis lyrata subsp. lyrata is the source of this 1198-nucleotide messenger RNA. Its product is annotated as cell division cycle 5-like protein. The transcript has 5 exons. Gene Ontology annotation, cellular component: Prp19 complex; spliceosomal complex. The record is from RefSeq and is a predicted model, not a curated record. Gene Ontology annotation, biological process: mRNA splicing, via spliceosome. The coding region runs from base 101 to 562 and encodes 153 amino acids. Lineage: Eukaryota; Viridiplantae; Streptophyta; Magnoliopsida; Brassicales; Brassicaceae.
UUCACUUGUUUCCCCAAACCAUCAUCAUCUCUCUCUCAAUUCACUUUCUCCUUUUUCUAUUUCCCAAACACUUUCCCGAGAAAAUUAGAUACUCUAAUUAAUGGCCAACUGGAAGUCUCAUGAAGAUGUUUGUCUCAUGGAAGGGAUAAAGAGAUACGGUCUUCGAAGAUGGGACAAGAUCUCAGCAUCACUACUUCUCUCCCAUCGAAGCAUCGCUGAGUGCAAAAAGCGAUUCGAGUCUUUCCUUGAACCAAAGACAUGGACUUACGAAGAUGACAAAAAACUAAGCGACUUAGCUCAGAUUCACAAGCCUUCGUGGACCACGAUUGGUGAUUUGAUGGGAAGAGAUGGCAAUUCUUGCUUUCGCCGUUUCAUUUCACUUCCUUCAUUGGCACGGGAAAAUAAUAUUCAAGCUGGAGGCAUGAAAAUGUCUAAACCGAUGAAGAAGUUUAAACCGAAAAGAAAGGUUGCACAGUUAGAGGAAAUUCCAGCAUUUGGAGAUAGAUCAGAAAUGAAAAAACGAAAGGGAUAUUGCAUGAAAACCAAAGUGCAGCUGGAUUGAAGUUGAUGUUGGGAAGAAAAGAUUUUUAUUAGAGUUGAACUUUUUUUCCUUUUUUCGCCUAUUAGUGUUGAACUUUUUUUUCCCUUUUUCCCUUCGUGUGUUCUGACUAUUAAUUUUGAUAUCAGAGCAUAGUUUUUAAUAAAGAGUGAGUUCUAAAAUCUUUUGCUGAACCAAAGAUUCUUAUUUUUUUCUUGGUUUUGAUCGACGAUGAUAUAUCGUAGUAGAUGAGUUAGUUACAUAUAUAUUCCCUUUUUAUUCAGUUUUAUUUAUAUAUUCCAAUUAAAUAAAAUUGCCGGGAAAAGUAAUAUAAUUAACUAGGAAUAUAAAAAUAUUCACAUCUACCACCAAUGAAUAAUAGAGUAUAUAUAGCUUCAACGUAUUAAUCAACUAGGAAUUUCCAUUUCUCCUAACUUUGCUGAAUUCUAAAUCAUGACUUGAGCUUCAUAUUAAGCAUUUGUUCUUUAAGGGUUUCUUGAGAGAUUUUUGCUGGUAAUUACUGUUUGUUAUCUGAGUGUUCUUUGAUUGUUUUCGAUGUAUAAUGUAUCUAUCCAAAGUCUAAACGAUUUAUUGAUUGUUAAACCAUACCACUGGAAAUGGAAUCCAGUGGAGUUUAAUGGAAACCCACCAUUAUGUAAU